Messenger RNA from Adineta steineri, 4725 nucleotides. Lineage: Eukaryota; Metazoa; Rotifera; Eurotatoria; Adinetida; Adinetidae. The record is from the annotation of a GenBank genome assembly.
AUGUUUGAUAUAAAAUAUCUAUUCUAUUUUAUUUUCUUACAAUGGCGUUUCGCUACACCACAAAUAAAUCUUUAUUUUACUAAUCAAGUAAGUGAAAAUAUAAAUAAUAAUUCAGGUGUGCAACACAAUUGUUUACGUACUAUCAAUUUACAAGAGAAGUCUCGUCAACUAAUGUCAUAUUGUUUGAGUGAAUCAAUAUCAAACUUGAAUGUUAUGAAUGAUAAUAGUUUUCAGACAUUGACGUUUGGUGAACUUUCAGAAAAGAAAAUAACAAGUGAAAAAUUAUAUCAAUGGUCAACACCAAUUGAUAUAAUUGAAGAUUAUCAAUUUUAUUUAAUAUCAAAUGAUUCAUCAUUAGAAAAACAAGUUUUUUAUAAUUGUACAUUACCAAGAUUUGGUUCACAUUGUCAAUAUGAAUUUGAUAAUUAUCAACCAGAUUAUUCAUCAUUAUCUGAAAUAAUUCACAAUUUCUACGACUAUGAUAAUUAUCAAUAUAAUCCAACAAAUCUAACUUGUUAUACUCAUUUAAAUUGUACACGUAGCAACUUUCCAUCAUGUUUAGAUUGGAGUGAAAUUUGUGAUGGAAAAAUUGAUUGCAUUAAUGGAGAAUAUGAUGAAGAACAUUGUUGGCAACUUGAACUAAAUGAAUGCAAAGAAAACGAAUAUCAAUGUUUCAAUGGAAUGUGUAUACCAUACUCAUUUCUUCGUGAUGAUUCUCUUAAUCCCGAUUGUCUCGACGAAUCCGAUGAACAUAUUCCAGAAUUUAACAAUAAUCAUGAUACAUUUCAGCCAUUAUUUCAUUGUGAAGAUGUAGUAUGUGAUAGAACAUUUUUAACAAGUUCUUGUGUAAAAAAGCGUCAAGAAUUUUUAAUAAAAUCAAUAUUUUCAAUUAAAAAUGAUUUUGUAUCAGAUGAAUGUUGGACAGCAUUUCAAUGUUUUCUUGCAAUUCCAAAUCAAGACUAUCCAUCAUACGAUUAUCUACCAUCUGAAUGUAUACAAAAAAUUCAAGAAAAGUGUCUAGAUAUGUUUUUUAUUCCAAAUAUUCCAGUUUUAUUUGGUCAUAUAUAUACUGCUUAUACAAAAAAUGAUACACAAUAUACUGAAAAUCCGAUCAUUCCGUAUUUAUGUUAUAAGAAAAUUGAUUUUGAUUAUUUUUCUAAUACAAUUUCAAAAGUAUCAUUUCAAAAUACAACAUGUUUUCGUUCGAAAUCGAUCCAAGAAAAUAUUUAUCCUACACAUAUUUGGAAUGAAAAAUAUUUUAAUGUUAUAAAUGAAUUAUACAUGAAAUUAAAAACCUACAAUCCAAUUGUUAAUUUUCCUUCAAAUAUCUGUAAUAAAUCAAAUAUAUAUCAAUGCAUUAAUUCAACUAAAUGUAUCUCAAUUAAUCGUCUUAUGAAUACGGUAAAUGAUUGUCCUUAUAAUGAUGAUGAAAAUAUGUUUGAUAGUAAUGAUAUUUAUAUAUUAACAAAAAUUAAACAGAAUUAUUACAAAUGUCAAACAUCUGAUAAAUAUAUUCAUCAAUCACAACUGCAAGAUGAUGAAUGUCAUUGUGGAAUCACUCAAUUUGAUUGGUGUGAAGAUUGGCAUUCAGAAUUCAAAGAUAGUUUUCCAAUAGUUAUAUCAUUUCAAACAAUUUGUGAUAAAUUUACUGAAUUAUUUCCAAUAGUUACUCAAGAAAAAAAUGAAACAGAUGAAACAGAAUGUGAAAAGUGGGAAUGUAAUAAUAUUUAUACUCAUUGUGAUGGACUAUGUAAUUGUUUAAAUGGAGAAGAUGAAAUUGAUUGUAAUUCUUCACCAACAUUAUUUAAUUGUUCUUCAAAUACCCGUAUAUGUGUUUUACCAGACACGAAUCAAUUUACAUGCCUAUCGAUAAAUAAAAUUAAUGAUGGAAUUGUUGAUUGUCUUGGUGGUACUGAUGAACCAAUACGAUAUCAAAUAGAUGAUCAACGGGACCACUACUAUCUUUUUUAUUGUAACACGACACAGUAUUCUUCUCAUUAUAUAUCCGAUGAUCUCUUAUGUACUGGUAAACCAGAAUGUAAUAAUGGAGAUGAUGAACAUUUUUGUCAAAAAAAUCGAACAUGUUCUACAUCUGGUGGUAUUUGUAGUAAUCCUGAAUAUAAAUUGUGUACUUCUAACGUUGAACAAUUCUUGUGUGAACAUGCAAAAAUUCGAAUGAAGAAAAAUAUAAAAUAUUUUGCAAUUAAUCAAAUCAUCAAAUCACCUACAAAAUCAGAAAUUAAUAAUAGAAUAGAUACAAGAAGACUUUUUCCAAUGUCAUCUAAAAUUCAAAAAUCUUUUAAAUAUGGAUCUCAUUGUCAUCGUGGCCUUGAGUUACGUGUUUGGUUGAACAAUUUAACACGAAUUACAUGUUUUUGUCCACCUAGUUUUUAUGGUAAUCAAUGUCAAUAUCAAAAUCAACGAUUAAGUUUAACUCUUCAAUUUCAAACAUUAUCCGAUUCUUUGCAAAUAUCAUUUGUAAUAUUAAUUCGAUUAAUUGAUAAUAAUAAUCAACAAAUUAUUCAUUCAUAUGAACAAUUGAAUUAUUUAUCAAUUCGAGAUUGUAAAACAAAAUUUAAUUUUUAUUUAAUUUAUUCAACACGACCAAAAGAUUUAACAAAUAAUUAUUCAGUACAAAUUGAUAUUUAUGAAAAAUUUUCAUUAAUUCAUCGAGGAAGUUUAUUAUAUCCUAUUCAUUUUUCAUUUUUACCUGUUCAUCGUUUAGCAUUUUUUAUUAAUAUUCCACAACGUAAUGAUAAAAAUUGUGCAAAUACGAAAUGUCAUCAUGGAAAAUGUAUUAAAUAUUUAAAUAAUCCAAAAACUUUUUGUCAAUGUGAUCGUGGAUGGAUUGGUCAAGAUUGUUCUAUUGAAAAUAAUUGUACAUGUUCAUCUGAUUCAUUAUGUAUUGGUAUAACUAUUAAUAAUCGACCUAUAUGUAUUUGUCCAGUAAAUAAAUUUGGUUCACGGUGUUUUAUUACUGAUACAACAUGUGAAAAUUCUUCAUGUAAAAAUAAUGGCUUAUGUCUUUCAAAUGACGGCUAUAUAAUAAAUGAUCAUAACUGGAUGUGUAUUUGUCAAAAAGGUUUUAGUGGGGAUCAAUGUAAAAUAGUUAAUAAUAAACUUAUUAUAUCUUUUUCAAAUGAUAUUAAAUUAAAAUUAUCAGAAUCAAUAUUUAUUCAUUUUAUUGAAGUUCAGAAAGAUAAUCCACCAAAACGAGCAUCAACAUUACAAACAAUUCAUUCUACACAAAAUUCAAUAAUAAUUUAUUGGUCACAACCAUUUCAUCUUGUUUUUAUUGAAUUUAUUAAUAAGAUUUAUUAUUUAGCUGUUAUUCAAGAUGCAUAUAUUGAAUCAACAACAAUUGUUCAAACAAUAAAUUCAUUCGAUCGUUGUGCAUCUAUUAGUGAAUUAUUUAAUAAGAGUUUUAUUCAAUUACAUCUUAUUCGUCGUAUUAAAUAUUAUCAUUUACCAUGUCAAAAUCAAUCAUUAAAUCUUUCUUGUUUUUAUGAUGAUGUUCAUUUUUGUCUAUGUUAUAAUCAUGGUCAAAAACGUUUAGCAAAUUGUUUUAAAUUUAUUCAUAAUAUGACAUUUAAUUGUUUUGGACAAAGUGAAUGUGAAAAUGAAGGACAAUGCUUUCAAGAUUCGCAAGAUUGUCCAAAAAGAUCGAUGUGUAUUUGUCGUCCAUGUUUUUUCGGUGGUCGUUGUCAACUUAGUACAAAUGGAUUUGGUUUAUCACUUGAUGCUAUUUUAGGUUAUCAUAUUACACCAAAUAUUAGUUUUUUAAAACAAACAGCUAUUGUUAAAUUCAGUUUAGCAUUAACAAUUAUAUUUGUCAUACUAGGAUUAAUAAAUGGUAUUCUUUCUUUAAUUACAUUUAAGAAUAAAACAGUACGUGAAAUUGGUUGUGGUUUAUUUUUAUUAGGAUCAUCAAUAACAACUUUUCUUAUAAUGAUAUUGCUUGGAUUGAAAUUUUUUAUUCUUCUUUUUGCACAAAUGUCAAUUCUAUCAAAUGAAUUAUUUUUAAAAAUUCAAUGUUAUUUAUUAGAUUUUCUUAUUCGAAUUUGUCUUAAUAUGUAUCAAUGGUUAAAUGCAUGUGUAGCAAUUGAACGUGCAGCAACAGUAAUACAAGGUACUGGUUUUGUUAAGAAAAAAAGUAAACAAAUAGCUAAAAGAAUUAUUCUUAUUCUUAUAAUUAUUAUUAUUGCAACAUCUAUUCAUGAUCCUAUUUAUCGACGUUUAAUUGUUGAAAUAAAUAAUAUUGAUGAUCUCAAGAGAAUAUGGUGUAUAGUUAAUUAUUCAUCAAAUUUACAAAUAUAUAAUACUACUAUGAAUACUAUUCAUUUCUUUGCACCAUUUAUAAUCAAUUUUAUUUCAGCUAUAAUUCUUGUAACAAAAAAAUCUCGUCAACAAACGAAUGUUCAUAUCAAUCAAAAGUAUAUAGAUAUUUUACGAGAACAAUUUAAACAACAUAAACAUUUAUUUAUUGCACCAGUUGUUUUAGUUAUUGUUGGAUUACCACGUUUAAUUACAUCUUAUCUAUCAAAAUGUAUGAAAUCAACUAAUGAUGCGUGGUUGUAUCUUAUUGGAUAUUAUAUAUCAUUUAUUCCACCGAUGAUUACUUUUCUUGUAUUUGUAUUACCAUCAAAAUUUUAUACAAAAGAAUAUAAAAAAGCUAUUGUUCAGUAUCGAACUAAUAUACGACAACGUUUCAACAAUAUAUUAUAA